AGUUUACAUACCGAAUCUGCUUUGCUCAAAGGGCCAAAACUCUGCAGAAACUGGACUAAAUGCUGAAAACUAAAAACCGGAACAUAUUUUUUUAAUAGAACCAAAUUAAAACCUUAUUCUACACAGGCGUUGCUCAACCUCGUACUACCCUUUGUAUUGCCUUUGCAGGCUACGUGGUAUAUUUGUAAGGCUAGCAGUGAGCUUCUGACUGUUAGCUGAAUUAGCUUGAGGCUAAACUCGGUCAGUGGGGGAGAUCUGAGCUGCUGGACCCGGACCCGGAGUUCAGAGGAUGGACAGUGAAAUCCAAAGAGACGGGAGAGUCCUGGACCUCACCGAUGAUGCCUGGAGGGAAGACAGGCUGCCGUAUGAAGAUGUCACCAUCCCUCUGAGUGAGUUGCCUGAGGCUGAGCAGGACAACGGAGGCUCCACAGAGUCUGUGAAAGAACAAGAGAUGAAGUGGACAGACCUCGCCCUGCAGAGCUUGCAUGAAAACACACCGAGCACUGGAAGCUGAAAGACUCAGACUGUAGGACAGAAACACACAUGGACACAUGUAAAUCACCAUCUUUUUGCAUUUUAUUGU
Molecule: messenger RNA, 583 nt
Organism: Plectropomus leopardus (leopard coralgrouper)
Lineage: Eukaryota; Metazoa; Chordata; Actinopteri; Perciformes; Serranidae
Gene: anapc13
Product: anaphase promoting complex subunit 13
Biological process (GO): protein K11-linked ubiquitination
Cellular component (GO): anaphase-promoting complex
Source: RefSeq, a predicted model, not a curated record